UGGCAGCAGUGGCGGGCCUGGUCUUGCCCAGACGGGAGCCUCGGUUCGCCCGUGAGAGUGUUUCGCGUCGCGCUUGGCUCCGGUUCGUGCCCUGGCCCGGUGGAGCUGUUUAUUUUUUUUAAUUCUACCCUAAAUUCUCGCCCUCCUGCCGCCUCGAAGUGCCGACCCGAACGGACGCCGCUGCUGGGGGAUAACGACUGCAUGUGUACUAGAGGAAUUCUAAUUUUGCCCGAGAAAGGUAAUUCAAGAGGCCAUACGUGUUGGGGUAUCAAGUCUUAGAAGUGCAGAAUAUAAACUAGUUGAAAACACACGCACUUCCGAUGACUCGGAGAUAAGAUCGCCACCUGUCACUGUACAAUCGGUCGGUGCGAUGGCGACCAUAGACGGCCGGCCGGCGCAGUAUGGCAUCUCCCUCAAGCAGCUGCGGGAGCUCAUGGAGACCCGCGGCCGCGAAGGAGUGGCCAAGGUGGCCGAGCUGGGUGGCAUCCAGGAUGUGUGCAAGAAGCUCUACACAUCUCCAAGCGAAGGUCUCAGCGGUUCACCAGCGGACAUAGAGCAUAGGCGAGAGACCUUCGGAUCCAACACGAUACCACCAAAACCUCCUAAAACAUUCUUGCAAUUAGUGUGGGAAGCUCUUCAAGAUGUGACGCUUAUAAUUUUAGAAAUUGCAGCCGUAGUGUCAUUGGCAUUAGCGUUCUACACACCAUCAGAUGACGGAGCCCCGGCAGGCUUCGAAGAGGACGAAGGCAAGCACGGCUGGAUAGAAGGUCUCGCCAUUCUCAUCUCGGUCAUAGUGGUAGUUCUAGUCACCGCCUUCAACGACUACACGAAAGAAAGACAGUUCCGCGGCUUGCAGAACCGCAUUGAAGGCGAGCACAAGUUUUCAGUUAUACGCGCCGGGGAGGUGAAGCAAAUCUCUGUUGGCGACAUUGUGGUAGGAGACAUCUGCCAGGUGAAAUACGGUGACUUACUGCCAGCGGAUGGUGUCAUCAUCCAGAGCAAUGACUUGAAAGUCGACGAGUCUUCUCUAACGGGCGAAUCCGACCACGUGAAGAAAGGAGAGAGUUUCGACCCGAUGGUGUUGUCUGGCACGCACGUGAUGGAAGGCAGCGGCAAGAUGCUGGUGACGGCGGUCGGCGUCAACUCGCAGGCCGGCAUCAUCUUCACGUUGCUCGGCGCGGCGGUCGACCAGCAGCAGGAGGAGAACAAGAAGAGGAAAAAAGAAGCUAAGAAACAACGGAAGAAGAAGAGUUUGACAGGCGAGGAGGAGAUGACGCCUGUCACCGGCAACAGCCACGUCAGCAUGCCGGCUACCAUCGACGGAGCGCAGAACAAGCACUCGGAGGUUUUGGACUCCCCCAAGUCGUCGCCGCCGCCCGAGACCCACAAGAAGGAGAAGUCGGUGCUGCAGGCCAAACUCACGAAGCUCGCCAUCCAGAUUGGUUACGCAGGUUCCACCAUUGCCAUGUUAACGGUUGUGAUAUUAGUUAUACAGUUCUGUGUGAAAACCUUUGUGAUAGACGGCAAAACUUGGAAAAGCUCGUAUGCCGGUGAGCUCGUGAGACACUUGAUUAUUGGUGUGACUGUGUUGGUGGUGGCGGUGCCGGAAGGUCUUCCAUUGGCUGUGACGCUGUCACUCGCUUACUCGGUCAAGAAAAUGAUGAAAGACAACAAUCUGGUGAGGCAUCUGGACGCGUGCGAGACGAUGGGAAAUGCAACGGCCAUCUGCUCCGACAAGACUGGAACUCUGACUACCAACAGGAUGACGGUUGUCCAGUCGUACAUCUGUGAGAAGUUGUCCAAAACCAUACCAAAGUUCUCGGACAUCCCUGCUCACGUCGGCAACAUGCUGAUUCAAGGCAUCGCUGUCAACUGUGCGUACACCUCCCGAGUGAUGCCCCCAGACGAACCCGGUGAACUACCGAAGCAAGUUGGAAACAAAACCGAGUGUUCCCUCUUGGGGUUCGUCCAAGCGAUGAACAAGAACUACCAGACCAUCCGAGACGAUAUUCCCGAAGAGAUGUUCACACGCGUGUACACCUUUAACUCCGUGAGGAAGUCGAUGAGCACAGUUAUCCCGCGGAAGGGCGGCGGCUAUCGACUCUUUUCGAAAGGUGCUUCGGAGAUAAUUCUCAAAAAAUGUGCGUUCAUCUACAGUCGCGAUGGACACUUGGAGAAGUUCACCCGAGAGAUGCAGAACCAUCUGGUGCGGCAAGUCAUCGAGCCCAUGGCCUGCGACGGCCUUCGCACGAUAUCCAUCGCGUACAGAGACUUCGUGCCGGGGAAGGCGGAAAUCAACCAGGUCCACAUAGACAACGAGCCCAACUGGGACGACGAGGAAAACAUCGUCAACAACUUGACGUGCAUAGCAGUCGUUGGGAUAGAAGAUCCGGUGCGACCAGAGGUGCCUGACGCCAUCAAGAAGUGCCAAAGAGCGGGGAUAACGGUGCGCAUGGUCACUGGCGACAACAUCAACACGGCGCGGUCGAUAGCCACCAAGUGCGGCAUCAUCAAGCCGGGCGACGACUUCCUCAUCCUGGAUGGCAAGGAGUUCAACAGGCGCAUUCGAGACAGCGAGGGCACGGUGCAGCAACAUCUGCUGGACAAGGUGUGGCCCAAGCUUCGCGUGCUGGCGCGGUCCUCGCCCACGGACAAGUACACGCUCGUCAAGGGCAUCAUCGACAGCAAGUUGAACGAGAGCCGGGAGGUGGUGGCCGUCACGGGCGACGGGACUAACGACGGUCCUGCCCUAAAGAAGGCCGACGUCGGGUUCGCUAUGGGCAUCGCCGGCACAGACGUGGCGAAGGAGGCGUCGGACAUCAUCCUGACGGACGACAACUUCAGCAGCAUCGUGAAGGCGGUGAUGUGGGGCCGGAACGUGUACGACAGCAUCGCCAAGUUCUUGCAGUUCCAGCUGACCGUGAACGUGGUGGCCGUGGUGGUCGCAUUCAUCGGCGCCUGCGCAGUGCAGGACAGCCCUCUCAAGGCUGUUCAAAUGCUGUGGGUGAACCUGAUCAUGGACACGCUUGCCUCGCUGGCUCUCGCCACCGAGAUGCCCACGUCGGACUUGCUCCUCAGGAAGCCUUAUGGCAGGACCAAGCCCCUCAUAUCCAGAACCAUGAUGAAGAACAUUUUGGGCCAGGCCUUAUACCAGUUAACGGUAAUCUUCACCCUACUUUUUGUAGGAGACAAACUGCUAGACAUUCCAUCCGGCAAGUCACCAGAGUUCGGUGACAAACCUAGUCAACAUUUCACAAUAAUAUUCAAUUCCUUUGUCAUGAUGACUUUGUUUAAUGAAAUAAAUGCGCGAAAGAUUCAUGGACAAAGGAACGUGUUUCAAGGCAUUUUCACCAACCCCAUAUUUUACUCAAUAUGGAUUGGAACGUGUGCAGCGCAGGUGGUCAUAAUUCAGUUUGGAAGGAUGGCAUUUUCGACCGCAAGUUUAACCCUGGAACAGUGGAUGUGGUGCCUGUUUUUUGGCUUCGGGACACUGUUAUGGGGACAAAUCGUUACAACCAUUCCUACAAGGAAGCUGCCCAAAAUAUUAUCAUGGGGCCGCGGUCACCCCGAGGAGUACACUGAAGCCAUCAGCCUGGGCGAAGAGAAGUUCGACCCUGACUCUCAAGAUGGCAAAAAGCCACGAGCAGGCCAGAUACUGUGGAUCCGUGGCCUUACUAGACUUCAGACACAGGUGAUAGGUGGUGAAUUGCAAGAACGUUUGAUUCCGGUCCCCUACAGCAAGAGCUCUACUGACCAAGCUAUACGCGUAGUUAAUGCUUUUCGUCAGGGUCUAGACGCCCGCUACGGUGACGCUACUCUCGCUGAAGUCCUACGAAAGCAGUCUUCGCUGAACAAGCGGUUAUCACAAACUUCUUCCAUCGAGUACGCAGAUAAUGUCAUGGAUGAGUUGACGAUUCCAGAGAUCGACGUGGAGCGCCUGUCGUCGCACAGUCACACCGAGACCGCGGUGUAGUGGCGACACCAGCGCCGCCGACCUGCCGCGGGAGGAGCCGGUACCACGAGUCUGCAGCCUGCAGCUGGGACCACGCUCUUCGCUCUGUCGUUGAUUCGGUGGGCUUGAGUCUCGGGUCGCUGUGGCGGAGUCGCCGCGGCACCUCACCACUUUCCACGCGGGGGGAAAGCUCCGUUGCCAGUGCAGACGAACCUGUUCCAGCGAAGCUUACAGCUCUAACGAACUGAUUACAUCUCAUGGAAUGCCGUUUCUCUAGCGCAAUUCGCCAGUUUUGAUGCAGGCAGACACAAACUGACGUUGUUGAAAAAAAAAAUUUUUCUCGUCGGUUUCAUUAUGCCCUUCCUUUAGAAACUUAAAUAAUCAUACGAAAAAUCUUCUUACGUCUUUGAAAUCUGUGUAGUCAAUCCACUGUAUUUGUAACUCGAUAUUUUUGCGGUGUCUCAUUCCAUUGGUCGGUUUGCUGUGGUUCGUUCUAAAGCAUGCAGCGGGCUGUUGUUGGUCUGUCUGCGUCGCAACUGCCCAGUCACGGCGGGAACUGACUGAGCGCAUCAGUCGCAUGUCGGAAUGCCAAGUUGACGAACAGACUGCGGAGCGAAGCAAGGGUGAGGAUAGGAUUUACAUAGUGUACAGAUUAAAUUAUACUAAAUUAAAGGGCUCUAUUCAAAAGACAUUUUCAGGUAAGUUUGUGGAAAGUUGUGGUUAAAUGACUGAAUGUUACGUGCAUGAACAAUAAACUAUGCGAAUGGCACAAUAUUUAAGCAGAAGAAAGUUGUGAAUGAGAAAGGAAAGGUUGUUAAGUGCAGAUUUUUUAUGAUACUAAUUAUUGUAAGAUAAUUGUUAUAUGAAUGUAGACAGUUGAUGGGGAGGCUACAGCCUUUGAAUGGAGUACAAGUGUGAAUAGUCAAAAAUUUGUAUUAUUUUAAUUUAUUUGGUGCCUCCCCUUGUUUGAAAGUCAAGUGCCGGGAUUUUCUGUAGUGUGUAGUUUCCAUGUUAGUAUGUUUAUAACAUUAUCUGAGGACACGCUAAAGGGUUUGCACCAAUUGUGUUUUCGUAGUGCAUUUUGGUGCAGUGCACUUGACUAGUUAAAUUUUGUUGUUGACUUUUUCUGGGUGUACUUCUUGUUCCUGUUGGACACUAGGACCACAAAGUUGAAGUUAAAACUGUUAUUUUAUUACUAUACCUAUGGCAACUAAAGUGAAUUCUGUGUAUUAUGUAUGGGAGACUAAAAGGACUUUGUUUGUGUUAGAUGGAGAAACAAGAAGACACUAAGGAAACCAGUUCACCACUUUCUGUCAUCGAUAUGGUUAUUUAAUUGUUUGAAAUAGAUCACAAAAACUUGGCAAUCUUGUUGAAUGUUCUUUAAAUUGUAUCAUAAAUUGAAAACAAAUACUCUACUGAGCAAGCAGUUAAUCUAGACAGGGAUGCUGAGCAUCGCGUAGUAAAUGAUCUUAGUGGAAUAACUGCAAAGAUUGUUUGGUGAAUUAAAUACAGACAAGUAUUUAAGUUUGAGAUUCUAAAUUUAAUUUAGAGGGACUGACCUGCGACGCAGCAUUGAACUGACGUUGCCUCCGCCAGCUCAAUAGUUGCAGUUCGCCGCCUCUUUAUUAAAGAAAGCCCCUUCUCUGUGCUCUUAAAAAUACUUGAUCAAUACUUAAUGCAAACAAGGUAUUCUUCUAUCCAACUGGAGAUCAACUCUAAACUGUUUCACAAAUCAUUAACGGUCUGCUGAAAUAAUGUAUACAUUGUAGUCAUAUUAAAGUAAUGAACAUGCUAAAGUAAAAAUGACAAAAAGACUUUCAUAAAAUGUUAAAUGCCACCUAUUUCAUUUGUGAAUCUAAAAUUACAGUAUUAAAAUGUAUUCACAACAUGCAUUAUAUGUAGUUUAACUUUUGUACACUAAUGCUAUUUCUGCUAGACUGCUGCUUUAUAACCAUGCUUUCAAGGUUAGCUAACUCCUCUCCAGAAUGUUGUGUUAAAUAAGGAUUUUACGAUUUCUUACACAUGCUGUCUCUUAUUUAUAACAGUUCUAUGAAUUGAGAAUUAUUCUCAUUGUGAGACUCUUAUUAUGUUAUUUUAUGUUAGACUUUUUUUUUUUUUUUUUUGGCUGUGUGCCAAUUAAAAACGCAAGUGAUAUGUAAAGUCACCACAAAUGAAGAUUGCGCAGUAAUAACACAUAACAUUGUAUUGAAAAGUGAUAAUAUUUCAUAGAGCAUAUGUGUGUUCUAUGUUACCACCCAAAUUUAAAUGUAUACAGUAACAUAAUUAUGCCUGCGUUAUAUUUGAAGGCAGAUAAAUUAAAGCAAAUACUACCUCACGAAUUCAGACAGUGUUGCAAAAUGUUGCUAACGCAAAGUAACUCAACUGAUUUAUUGUCAUUUCUUACGAGCACAAACACUUCAUAGCACGUUUAGGAUUGCUGAAUUAUUAGGCCGGUAGAGAUAGCUCGUAGGAAGCGACAGUUACAUUAGUAAUUUACUGUUAUGCGAUAAGGUGACUGGAGUGCAGAACAUAAAAAUUUUUCUAGUUGUGAAAAAAAAAACUAAAAAAAUAAAUAAAACUUAUGUUUUAGUGUCACUAGUCCAUUAUUUUCUGGUUCAGAACACUGCCAAUUACGUCUGAAUUGGAAGUAAAAUUUAUGUUCGCGUAGUCGUAAUUGUGAACCUUAGAUGAGAAAAAUACACGCCUGUAAUUAUCACACAGAAACCAUCACAACCACAGCACCAGUGCGACUGCUAAUACAAGCUUUCCAGCUAUAUUAUUUUGUAUUCAAGCUUUAACCUUACCAUCCUGAUGCCGCGAGUAGAAUAAAUUCCAACAUUUCCAUGAUACGAGUGUGAAUACGUGAACAUAUUUUUCGAAAAAUUCCCGUGUAUAGAUAAUUUCAAAAGAAAAACUAGUAAAAAUGUCCAAUUUUGUUCCAUGAUGUAACUAUUGGAAGAAUUUCGCUGCAAAAUACUCAACGUAAGUGUAAGGAUUAACAGUUUCUUGAGCUUUUAUCACAGAAUUUGGAAUCAUUAUAAAAAUUAAGCAUGAUAUUUUGAAAGGUAACUCCCGUUGUAUUAUUAAUAUGACUAACUCAAUAAUCACGUUUCACCAAAACUUAAACAAAAAGGAAGCUGUAUGUGCAGUUCUCUCGUAAAGAUAAAUUUUGUUAUCUGAUUUAAAAGCAUGCACAGUAAGAUUCAAAUUCGUUUAAACCGUGUGAUAAGCCAUUUCUAUAGCAUAUUUUCUCACAACUGUCCAAGAAAACAUUAUAUGAGACCAACUCAUUAUCAUGCAAUACGAUAAUAAUGUUUUAGAAGUGAUUCAAGCUUUUGACUUAACAUAAAUACAUAUUUUUUAAAAAUAUAUAAUUUUUUUUUUCCUUUUUUAGCCAUGAACUAAAUGUUUUUCUGUAGAAAGUAUACUGACUGUAGAAUUAAGCUUUACUCAUCAAAACAUAGUCUCUUUGCUGCCUCGUACCACAUUCCCUAGACUACUGUCAGUUGUGUUUUGAAUUUUUUCAUUGCUUCAAAAUUUCCAUGUUAUUUCAUAUGUCUACUCCCAGUAUUUCUCUAACCCUUCCAGUCUCUCUUAGUGCACCUCUUUAGUAUAUGCUCAAGUUGACUGUUUUUUUCUAAAUCUUCAUGUGUGAAUUUGUAUCUUAACCAGUGAUACCUUUUUGCUGCUUACCUGCGUUUGUGUAGAAAAUUAUCCUUAACUGUAGAAGCUCUACAAACACUUUCGCUUUCGAUGUGCAAAAUUGAUCAUAGUAUGUGUCAAUGCUGAAGUAUUUUGCUUUCUAUAUCCUUUUCCAAAGGAUUUUCAAAUAAUAAACUAUGGUAAUUGCUGUUUUUUAGUGUUAAACAAUGCUGUAAAAGUUAUGUAAAAGGUUAAUAAUAGGAAAUAUGCUUGCUUAAGGUUUUUUUAACCACCUGCAAGAUUUAUGGCGUAAUAUGUGUUGGUUCUUUGUUAACGUUUUACUGUACAUAGCAUCAAAGUAUUUCUGUGGCGAUUUUGAAACUAGCUGGCAGGCACUGGGGCUCGAGUUGUUUCGUUUACUUUAGUGAAUACAGAAAACAGUUGAAGCAAAUUUGCGUGUUUAAAUAUUUAAGUGAUUGGAAAUUCAAAUAAUAUUGUGUAGUGUCUCUUUAAAUUAUGACUUCAAUGGCCUACUGUUAUUGCUCGUUUAAAAAAAAAAGUUGGCUGUGUGGGACUCACUGUUUUAAUCGAAACUUUUCAUCUUGCAAUCUGUAAGUUUGCUUCACUGAAGUGGCUAUCCUUUAACGUGGCUCAUUUGUUGCAUGAAGCAUUCUUUCUACCCGUCUCGUGUUUACAUUUUCGGAGCGUCUCAUUUUGACGUCCACUUGUGUAGGCAGCCGUACCACACUGACUCUUCUCUUAGCCGCUGCUUCUUACACGUUCAUUGCUAUUGUUUCUUAUAAUCCGAUGGAGAGAUGUUGGGUGUGUUUUACUGAAAUACAUUAUUAGCAUGUGGUAUAUAGCUCAGUGAGCUGCUUCCCCUACAUAAGUGAUGUGUGUCUUCUCUUGGGUGUUUGCGUGUGUUUGUGUGUCUGUGUGCCUGCAUUUCCGCGUCCGACGGUCAAAAGUUUAUCCUCUCUCAUGUGAAUUUUCUAAGCUUCUGUAAGUAACAGUAACCAAAGAAAUGUAUACAAUUGUUGCAUUAUUUGUACAAUAUUUUAAAACAUGUUCAAAUGAGUUAAAAAUUAUUUAUAUUGUUUGCAACCACCAUGAUUUAUAACUGUAUAUGAGAAUAAAAAUAUAUAUUUUAGUCAGCUACAUGACAGUGAUCUAGCAGUCCCUUUCUUUGUUUGGUCCGCGCCAGUUACACGAGUAUUAUGUUUAUGCAACAGAACAUAUUUAUAUCCUUUGUUAAUGACUACUGAGUAAUUGUUUUUAACAAAAUAAAUUUUUAAUGAAUCAGAACAAACCGAAAGUAUUAUGUGCAUUUUUUAUUUGAACUUAUCACCCUUAUCCUAUUGCAUCUCUAAUCAACCUUCCCGAUUCUGAAGUGCAUAUGUCGCCAGUUUAAAAACUGUGUAUAUAAAUUGACUAAGUAGUUUUUUUAAUGUGAAGCUCUCAGCAUUCAGUUUUGUGAUCUUGACAAUGACAUCAAAAUUUCUUAAACAUUUUCUAUGCUAACAUUAUGCACAUGCUUUCUUUUGUGGGAGCUUUCAUUUUAAAUGAUAAAAUUACUAAUUUUACACAAUAUUUUUUUUAAGUCACUCAAGAUAGUUUAAAAUCAUGAAAACCGAAGUGCAAAUAUAUUUCCAAAUAAGUUUUCACUGCAACGAACGUCAAAAAUAAAAAAAAUAAAAACAUUUUAAACAAGAGUGUUUGUUUAGGCCACUCGGUUGCGACAACGAUGGUGCUCCUGAGCACUCACGGAAGUAAGUCGGCGGAUCUUCACAACGCAUUGGGACGCGCGCUGGCUUUCAGGCGAGGGUACUGAGUUCUUAACCACGUGUAGCGUGGGAGGAAGUUUGUUUCAUCUAAAUUCGUCACACAGAAAGUAAUAGUCUUCACAAAUGUCAAAAGAAACCGUCAAACUAUCAAUAACAAGUCAACGAAGGGAGUUGUUGAAUUAAACAUCGAAUAAAAAAUAAAAAUAAAAUGUUUGUUGCUGAAACUGGAUUUUCACAAGCAACAUUAAGCUCACUAAUUUUAAACAUUCAACAAAAAUUAAUAAAUAAUAAUAUGGAGCUGAUAUAUAAACCAGAAACACAUAAUUAUUAGAUAUAUAGCCUAAAUCGGAGUAAAAUGUUCAAAGUAAGAGUUUCUGAAGAAAUCAAGCGUUUUAAUAGAAGUAAAAAUGUUUCAUAAUAAAACAAUCACGCCUUUUCCACAAUAAUUUUUUCAAGUUAAAAUUUGCUUUGUCUUUGAUAGCAACGCCUAGAAUCACAAUAUCAUUACAUGCAUUCUCCUUUAUCAAACUUAUUCAUAUAUUUUAUAAAACAUGUUCAUAUUUAUUCAAAGAGGCAUGUAGUAAAAAUAAAGUACGCGAGUACCAUGUCUUAACAUUCUUAAUAAGGACCGAAAUACAACGUUGCUUUUAAUUUGGAAAUAACGACUUCAUCAAAGAGAGAGAGAGAGAGAGAGAGAGAGAGAGAGAGAGACACGACAAACUGUUGUCCGUACAUUAAAUGUACAAAUAUUGUACAAAUUUUGUAAAGAGAUAUUCCGCCACCUUCAAUAUUCCUGUUUUUCAAGCUAUUCUUGAGAAUUGCAAGUGCUUUGGUUGUUACACUUAAUUUUCGUAGUUAAUGUUGUAUAUCUCAAUAUACGCGAUAUUACGUGCGUCGUGCGACUUUUUAAAUUAUGUAUUAUCAUCUUGGCUUUAAUACUUUGCCAGUGACUGUUCAAAUUGAUGAUAUAACGAAACUCAUUUAUGAUAUGCAUUACAAUGAAAAUUGACAAAAUUUCGAACCCCAACGAAGAAACUAUUGAAGUAAACAAGUAAACGACUUAGGAAGUGUAUUUUUUGUAAUUGAAUAAUUAUUUAUUAGUUUGUGGAAAAAAUUUCUUGUAGAUACAAAAUUAUUAAAAAAAAUAAGCUUUACAAAGCUGAAAUUAUGCAUUAUACAACAAAAACUCACAUGCUAAGAGACGGUUUUAACAAAAAAAAAAAAAAAACAGAGAAUAAAAUGAUUACUAUUCGUUUGGAAAAAAAAUCAAACAGAUCUACAUUACUAUGUUACACAAUUUACAUACAAAUUAGAAAUAAAAACAAAACAAAUAACAGUAAUUAUUUUUAAAAUAAAUUCGAACCAACAUGGCUUGACAAAAAAAUGUGUUUAUGAGAGAAUUUCAAAACACAAAUAUUAAUUUUUCUUAAAAUAUUGAAAUACUAAGUAUAUUUUAGCAUCAAAAACUUUGAAAUAACAAUUUAAUAUUUUCUCAAAAUUUAUAUAACGUAAUUAUCAUUUUUUAAUUAAAACACAAAAAAAAAUCACAUUGCACAGUAUUUUCGUUUGAAAUCGGUGCACUGGGAAAGCUACCAUACAAACCUUUGUUUUAAGUGCGGUUAAAUUUAAUGUUUAUGAAAA
Messenger RNA from Bacillus rossius redtenbacheri, 11019 nucleotides. RefSeq names its product plasma membrane calcium-transporting ATPase 2 (gene PMCA). Gene Ontology annotation, molecular function: ATP hydrolysis activity; ATP binding; P-type calcium transporter activity. The record is from RefSeq and is a predicted model, not a curated record. Gene Ontology annotation, biological process: regulation of cytosolic calcium ion concentration; calcium ion transmembrane transport. Gene Ontology annotation, cellular component: plasma membrane; intracellular membrane-bounded organelle. Bases 371 to 3973 code for a protein of 1200 amino acids. NCBI's taxonomy places the organism in Eukaryota, Metazoa, Arthropoda, Insecta, Phasmatodea, Bacillidae. The transcript has 24 exons.